Molecule: messenger RNA, 3718 nt
Organism: Sinocyclocheilus grahami
Lineage: Eukaryota; Metazoa; Chordata; Actinopteri; Cypriniformes; Cyprinidae
Product: oxysterol-binding protein-related protein 3-like
Exons: 23
Coding region: 186-2834 (882 amino acids)
Cellular component (GO): plasma membrane; nuclear membrane; perinuclear endoplasmic reticulum
Molecular function (GO): cholesterol binding
Source: RefSeq, a predicted model, not a curated record
UUUGGGGCUUUGUACCACUAGUAACUUCUCUUUAAAAGGCUCGAACACUGUGUCCAAACUUUGGAAGAACAAGCAAAUGGAGACCCACAACUGCUGAGCUGUCAGUUCUCCCUCCCUCUUCUCCUCUCCUCCAGUUCCUCCUCUUCCUCUCCUUUUUACAUUUUCCCUCUCACUGAGAGCAGGAGAUGAGCUCAGAGGAUAAAAGUUCCACCAUGUCACAGAAGAUCUCCUCUCCAUCUCACAGCAAUAGCAGUUCCUCCUCAAAACAUGACAGCAGACAGGACAGCUGGGAGAUCGUCGAGGGUUUGCGUGGUGGUCUUUCCAAUGUUCAGGAGCCAGAGAAGCAGGCCGGCUACAUGCUGAAGAAGAGAAAGUGGCCCAUGAAAGGCUGGCACAAAAGAUUCUUCUACCUGGAUAAGGGCAUUUUGAAGUACGCCAAAUGCGCAGCUGAUGUCGAGAAAGGCAAGCUCCACGGGUGCAUUGAUGUGGGGUUGUCCGUCAUGGCCAUUAAGAAGAAAGCCAAGUGCAUUGAUCUGGACGCCGAAGAAAACAUUUAUCACCUGAAGAUCAAGUCCCAGGAGCUGUUUGAUGAAUGGGUCUCUAAGCUCCGUCACCACAGACUUUACAGGCAGAAUGAGAUCGCCAUGUUCCCUCAUGAGAAAAUGCUCUUCCACCCUCAUUACCCCCUCACCUCCUCCCCCACGAUACCUGACAGUCAGUCCAUCAGAAAGCGUGCCUCUCUCGCAAAGCAGUCCUCUCUCCAUUCGCCGUUAUCUUUUACCAGCCAGGCCAAGGUGACCGCCUGGCUCCAGUCUUCUGAUGACAUGGACAGGUGCACCAAAGAACUCUCAGUAUGUGAGGCUCAGCUGCUGGAACUGAAUCACUUGUUGAGAAGUAUGGAGGUGUUACACCGCACCUGCUCCGCCCCAGCCAUCAACGCUCUGCAGGCCUCAACGUAUGACAGCCCAAAAAAAGAGAAGAGACAUCCCAGAAAAUGGCGUCCCAAGAAUUACGGGAAAGACAACAAAACAACCCUGCAGGUUCCGAGCUGUAUCUCAGCAGACUCUGUCCGUCUCCAUGCGUCCAAUCCCAACCUUUCUUCAGUAGACCUGACCAAUGAGAAGACUUACCAUGAAACUCAAGAAUCGCCUAUAGAUGUAUCUAAACUGCAGGAAGACUUCUGUUGUGUCGCAAACAACCUUCAUACAACCAUGAAAUCAGCCCUGUGCAUGUUGACGACAGAGAAAGAGAGACUUAAACAGAUGCUGGAGCACGAGUCUUGUCCUGCCCCCUCGGCCCAGCUCCUGGGACUGAAGAAUACCCUGGCUGCUGCUGUAACACAGAACGCUGAGCUGCGAGAGCGUCUGUGCAAGAUUCACGCUGAGUCGCACAUCCCUGAGCCCUCUGUCCAUAUAAACCUCAGCUCUGGCCCCCUGCAGAAGCAAGACUCCAGUGAUGGUUCCCGUCCUCUUGUUCACCAGGCAUCUAAUGAGAGCAGAGCUUCCAUUACAGAGUCUCUAUCGGAGUUCUUUGAUGCGCAGGAAGUGCUGCUGUCAGCUAGCUCUUCAGAAAAUGAGCCUUCGGAAGAUGACUCAUAUAUCAGUGACAUCAGUGACAACGUGUCUAUGGAUAACUUCAGCAAUGAGGUAGAGAAUGAGAGACUCAAUACAGGCUGUGUAGAGAACGGUGGUUCUCAAGAACAGCGGCGGUCUUGUCUUCCCUCCCCCAGUCCCAAUACCAGCAACAUCAGCCUGUGGAACAUCCUGAAGAACAAUAUUGGGAAGGACUUGUCUAAAGUAGCCAUGCCUGUUCAACUCAACGAGCCGCUCAACACUCUGCAGAGACUGUGUGAGGAACUGGAGUACAGCGAACUGCUGGACAAGGCUGCACACACACAGGACCCGUUUGAGCGCAUGGUGUACAUCGCUACAUUUGCUGUGUCCGGCUAUGCUUCCAGUUACUACAGAGCAGGAGGAAAACCCUUUAAUCCAGUGUUGGGUGAGACCUACGAGUGUGAUCGUCCAGACAAAGGCUUUUGUUUUGUGGCGGAGCAGGUCAGCCAUCACCCCCCCAUUUCUGCAUGUCAUGCCGAAUCUAAAAACUUCAUCUUUUGGCAAGACGUGAGGUGGAGGAAUAAGUUUUGGGGAAAGUCCAUGGAGAUUGUGCCUGUUGGAACUACACACGUGGUUCUCCCUGGCUUUGGAGAUCACUAUGAAUGGAAUAAAGUAACAGCAUGUAUUCACAACAUUCUGAGUGGGCAGCGCUGGAUCGAGCACUACGGCGAAAUCUCCAUAAAAAACUCCAACAGUGAAAAAUGCCAGUGUAAAGUCACCUUCAUCAAGGCAAAGUACUGGAACUCCAGCAUGAAUGAGGUGGAGGGAGCUGUCACAGAUCACAAAGGGAAAGUCGUGCACAAGCUGUUUGGGAAAUGGCACGAGGGGAUGUACUGCGGCAGCCCACCCUCUGCUACCUGCAUCUGGAGGAUGAAUCCCAUGCCUCCUGACUAUGAGCAGUACUACGGUUUCACUAAGUUUGCUAUGGAGCUCAAUGAGCUCGACCCUCUUACCAAACCACUUCUUCCACCCACAGACACCAGACUACGGCUCGACCAGAGGUUAUUGGAGGAAGGGAACAUUGAAUCUGCGGAGGUGCAGAAGCAGAGGAUCGAACAGCUGCAGCGAGAGAGACGCAGAGUCCUGGAGGACAACCACAUGUUACAUCAACCUCGAUUCUUCCAAAAGUCCAGAGAUGACACCUGGGUGAGCAACAACACUUACUGGGAGUUAAGGAAAGAUCCUGGAUUCAGUAACUUUGACUGUCCGGUCCUCUGGUAACCCAGAGGCAGCCAAUAUACAGCUGUGCUCACUGUUGCCUGCUCUUAACUGUUCCACCUUCCAGAGACAACACACAUCUUGUGAGGUAGAGACUGAUACAGCUGUGAGAGACCGGUGGCUGCAGAAUUACAAUCUGAUCGUUUCAAAUCAUUCCUUAAUAUUUAUUAUUUAAUGUCCCAGCAGUUCAUUGCCUUAAUAUGCUUACAUUAUGUUGUAGUGUCAUUUAUGCAAAUGGAUCCAUUGGAAGUAUGAGAAAUAUGCAAUCCUGCCCAGUAAUUAUUUUUUUUGGCUGAUGUGCAUAGUAAGUAGCACAAGAAACCAAGAGAAAAACUGUUGGAUUGUGUCUAAACUGUUGGCUAAACGUAGUACUGCAGGUGAUCGCACCUUUAAAAAGAUGGAUAGUAUGUUGUCAGAACAAAACUGCGUUGUCUACCUCUUAAAAUCAAAAUGUCGAGGAAUUUAUGAUGUAUAUUAGACUAUGAAUAUAAUCCAUAUAAUGCCUUAUAUAAAAUUAUAUACAUAAACUUUGCUAGAACUUUUAAUCAAGUCCAAUGUAUCGUCACAAAGUAUUGUAAUUUUAUGACCGCCUUUUACUCUGAGACACUUGAAUGAACAAAAUGUUUGAGGUUCUCAGAAAUAUUUAUAUAUACAUCUUAACUUAUUCACAAGACUGACAGAUGACUCAACAAUACUGAACAUGACCAUCACACACGUGAGCCUGCCAGUGUUUGAAAGCUUCUGCCUCACAGUUUGACCUGUAACCUGUGCUCAGUUCACUACGACGAAUGAUGUUGGGGGACUGGGGGACUUGCGUGUUGAUCGCUGCAGCGUUUCCUCUGUCCUUCAAUAAAGUCUCAUUUUAAAGAUGGUUCUUUGAUUGUUUU